Messenger RNA from Talpa occidentalis (Iberian mole), 5374 nucleotides. RefSeq names its product ADAM metallopeptidase with thrombospondin type 1 motif 18 (gene ADAMTS18). Gene Ontology annotation, molecular function: metalloendopeptidase activity. Lineage: Eukaryota; Metazoa; Chordata; Mammalia; Eulipotyphla; Talpidae. The transcript is spliced from 23 exons. Gene Ontology annotation, cellular component: extracellular matrix. Bases 1 to 3672 code for a protein of 1223 amino acids. The record is from RefSeq and is a predicted model, not a curated record. Gene Ontology annotation, biological process: extracellular matrix organization; proteolysis.
AUGGAGUGCGCCCUCCUGCUCGCGUGCGCCCUCCCCGCCGCCGGCGCGGGCGCGCCGUGGGGUCCGGCGCGACUGGGGCGCUUGGCCAAGGCGCUCCAGCUGUGCUGCCUCUGCUGUGCGUCCGUCUCCGCAGCCUUAGCCAGUGACAGUAGCAGUGGCGGCAGCGGUUUAAAUGAUGAUUACGUCUUUGUCACGCCGGUGGAAGUGGACUCGGGCGGCUCAUAUAUUUCACAUGAUAUUUUUCACCACCACGGCAGGAAGAGGCGGUGGGUGCAGAGUGCCAGCAGCUCCCUGCAUUACCGAUUUUCAGCAUUUGGACAGGAGCUGCACUUAGAGCUUCAGCCCUCGGCGAUUUUGAGCAGUCACUUUAUUGUCCAGGUACUGGGAAAAGAUGGUGCUUCAGAGACUCAGGCCCCCGAGGUGCAGCGAUGUUUCUAUCAGGGAUUUAUCCGAAACGACAGCUCCUCCUCGGUCGCGGUGUCUACGUGUGCCGGCUUGUCAGGGCUAAUACGGACACGAAAAAAUGAAUUCCUCAUCUCACCGUUACCUCAGCUCCUGGCUCAGGAACACAACUAUAGCACCCCUGCCGGCCAUCACCCUCAUGUUCUCUACAAAAGGACAGCUGAGGAGAAGGUCCAGCGUUGCCAUGGCUACCCAGGCUCCAGCCAGAAUUAUCCUGCUCACCCCCCAAGACCCACUCCCCACACACCUGGGAAUCCAGAAGGAGAGCAUCCCCACCGAAGGUUGCCCAAGCAGCAUUUUUGUGGACGACGCAAGAAAUAUGCCCCCAAGCCUCCCACACGGGACACCUAUCUAAGGUUUGAUGAAUACGGGAGCACAGGGCGGCCUAGAAGAUCAGCUGCAAAGUCACAAAAGGGCCUAAACGUGGAAACCCUUGUGGUGGCAGACAAGAAAAUGGUGGACAAGCAUGGCAAGGGGAAUGUCACAACGUACAUCCUCACUGUCAUGAACAUGGUUUCCAGCCUAUUUAAAGACAGCACCAUUGGAAGUGAUAUUAACAUCAUCGUGGUGAGCCUCAUUCUUCUGGAACAAGAACCUGGUGGAUUAUUGAUCAACCAUCAUGCAGACCAGUCUCUGAACAGUUUUUGCCAGUGGCAGUCUGCUCUCAUUGGAAAAAAUGGCAAGAGGCACGACCAUGCCAUCUUACUCACAGGAUUCGAUAUUUGUUCCUGGAAGAAUGAGCCAUGUGACACAUUAGGAUUUGCCCCCAUCAGUGGGAUGUGCAGUAAGUACAGGAGUUGUACCAUCAAUGAGGAUACGGGACUUGGCUUGGCCUUUACCAUUGCUCAUGAGUCAGGACACAACUUUGGCAUGAUUCAUGAUGGAGAAGGCAACCCCUGUCGAAAGGCUGAAGGCAACAUCAUGUCUCCCACGUUGAUGGGGAACAACGGGGUGUUUUCAUGGUCUUCCUGCAGUCGACAGUAUCUCAAGAAAUUCCUUAGCACUCCUCAGGCUGGGUGUCUGGUGGACGAGCCCAAGCAAACAGGACGAUAUAAAUAUCCAGACAAACUACCAGGACAGAUUUAUGAUGCGGACACCCAGUGCAAGUGGCAAUUUGGAGCAAAAGCCAAGUUAUGCAGCCUUGGUUUUGUGAAGGACAUUUGCAAAUCACUUUGGUGCCACCGAGUGGGCCACAGGUGUGAGACCAAGUUUAUGCCGGCAGCGGAAGGGACCGUCUGUGGCUUGAGUAUGUGGUGUCGGCAAGGCCAGUGUGUGAAGCUUGGGGAGCAUGGGCCCCGGCCCAUCCAUGGCCAGUGGUCCCCCUGGUCGAAGUGGUCAGAAUGUUCCCGAACUUGUGGUGGAGGAGUCAAGUAUCAGGAGAGACACUGCAAUAACCCCAAGCCUCAGUAUGGUGGGAAAUUCUGUCCAGGAUCCAGCCGUGUUUAUCAGCUUUGUAACAUUAACCCUUGUCAUGAAAAUAGCUUGGAUUUUCGAGCCCAGCAGUGUGCAGAAUAUAAUGGCAAACCCUUCCGAGGAUGGUUCUACCAGUGGAAACCCUAUACAAAAGUGGAAGAGGAAGAUCGGUGUAAACUGUACUGCAAGGCUGAGAACUUUGAAUUUUUUUUUGCAAUGUCUGGCAAGGUGAAAGAUGGAACUCCUUGCUCCCCAAACAAAAAUGAUGUUUGUAUCGACGGGAUUUGUGAACCAGUAGGAUGUGAUCAUGAACUUGGCUCUAAGGCAGUUUCGGAUGCCUGUGGUGUUUGCAAAGGUGAUAAUUCGACCUGCAAGUUUUAUAAAGGCCUCUACCUCAACCAGCACAAAGCAAAUGAAUAUUAUCCAGUAGUCAUUGUCCCAGCAGGGGCCCGAAGCAUUGAAAUCCAAGAAUUACAGAUUUCCUCCAGCUACCUCGCCGUUAGGAGCCUCAGUCAAAAGUAUUAUCUGACAGGGGGCUGGCGCAUCGACUGGCCUGGGGAGUUCCCCUUUGCCGGGACCACAUUCGAAUACCAGCGCCCUUUCAACCGCCCAGAACGUCUCUACGCCCCAGGACCCACAAAUGAGACACUGGUCUUUGAAAUUCUGAUGCAAGGCAAAAACCCGGGGAUAGCUUGGAAGUACUCACUUCCCAAGGUCACUAAUGGAACCCAGCUUGCCUCAAAAAGACACAGCCACGCCUGGCGCGUAGUACAGUCGGAUUGCUCCGUCUCCUGCGGUGGAGGAUAUAUAAGUGUAAAGGCCGUUUGCUUACGAGAGCUCACUACUCAAGUCAAUGCCUCAUUCUGCAAUGCAAGACCCAAGCCAGCAACGGAACCCAAAAUUUGCAACGCUUUCUCCUGCCCCGCCUAUUGGAAGCCAGGUGAAUGGAGCAUGUGCAGCAGGUCAUGUGCAGGGGGCCAGCAGAGCCGGAAGGUCCAGUGUGUCCAGAAGAAGCCCUUCCAGAAGGAGGAGACGGUGUUGCAUUCUCUCUGCCCAGUGAGCACACCCACUCAGGUUCAAGUCUGCAAUAGCCAGGCUUGCCCUCCAGAAUGGAGCUUGGGGCCCUGGUCUCAGUGUUCCAAGACCUGUGGCCGAGGGGUGAGGAAACGGGAAGUCCUGUGCCAGCGUUCCGCCGGGGCCGGAAACCUCCCCGAGGGCCUGUGCUCCAGCUCUCCAAGACCAGAGGCACAGGAGGGCUGCGUCCUAGGCCGCUGCCCCAAAAACAACCGGCUGCAGUGGGUGGUGUCUUCAUGGAGUGAGUGUUCCACGACCUGUGGCAUGGGCGUGAGGAAGAGGGACAUGCAGUGCAGCGAGAAGGCCUUCCAGGGAAAGCUGAUAACCUUCCCAGAGCGGAGAUGCCGCAAUAUCAAGAAACCAAACCUGGCCUUGGAAGAGACCUGCAACCGAGGGGCCUGCCCAGCCCAUCCAGUGUACAACAUGGCAGCUGGAUGGUAUGCGUCACCAUGGCAACAGUGCACAGUGACGUGUGGAGGAGGGGUCCAGACCCGACUGGUCCACUGUGUUCAGCACGGCCGACCUUCCUUGAGCUGCCUGCUCCGUCAGAAGCCUCCAGUGCUACGAGCCUGCAAUACAAACUUCUGUCCAGCUCCUGAAAAGAGAGAGGACCCAUCCUGUGUCGACUUCUUUAGCUGGUGUCAUCUUGUUCUUCAACACGGUGUCUGCAACCACAAGUUUUAUGGCAAACAGUGCUGCAAGUCAUGCACAAGGAAGAGCUGACCUUGAAGUUAUCAGGGUGUUACCUUUUGACCUCUGGGGUGCCCAGCUGCCUCUCCCAAUCACAGCUGAGAGCUGACACCCUCUGUGAGUGGCCGCCACAUUGGAUGAGGUGGCUCUACCGGACUCUGUUCCCCCAAGCACAUGGUACUCGGAAGCACUUGAAAACGGGAAGCGAUGACAAAUCUGAGCACAAAACGAACAGAAACACAGGACUUUGCUUUGCACUGUUACAUGCAAGAAGUGACGAAUCCCACUGAGUUACAUCAACCUUGAGUUUUGAUAAAGUGAGAAUCUGGGCGACUUGGGGACAGAUCAAAGGCAAAGACACCGGGGUCACAGAAAGAGACUGGGAGUCUCUCCAACAUGGAGAGAACACCCUGCCUACUUAUUUGGAGCUCACCCCCCAGCCAGGAAUUACGCAGAAGCCAAAUGGUGCUCAAGAUGAUGCUUGCUGCUGGACUAGCAAGCUUCCUGUACGUUUAUUUAGUGUGUAUGUUUGUGUGUGUGUUGUUAAUAUUUUGUUUAAAGUAUAUUCUGCUUAUAGAGUCUCCAAGACUAAAAUUAACAACUUGAAAAGUGUUCCAAGAAAUAGCCUGAAACAGAACCAUAUGGCCUAGUUACAAUUUCCACUUAAUUGGGAAAAAAAAAACCUAGACAACUCUCAUAAAAAGGCAAAUAUUGAUGUCCUGCAAAUGAUUCAAUCUCAUAACUUUUGGUGCUAGCUGAGUAAGAACAAGGGGCUUUGAAUCUGUUCUUUGAGAAUCAGAGCUGGUAAGAUGUUCAUUUCUGAUUAAAAAAUCUAGGAGGAGCUAAAUAGCAAAACAGCAGUAUUUUUGAGGGAGAGAAGCCCAUUUAUAAUGCUCCCCACGUAUUAUCAGAGCUGCUUGGAAAAUUAAAGGCCACUUGUGGCUUUUUUUUUCCUCCUACCAACUGACAUGUUUAAAUUUGCCCUAGGAUUUAGUUAAAGAGAAAAAAGUCAUAGCAGCAAUAGAAAAAUCCAUCUGUUGUCUUGCUACGUUAAUAUUAACAAAUCAUAAUAUGCCAAGACCCUUUCAUGAAUAUGAGUAUUUUAUAAUCUUUCAGAUGGUAUUUUCAGUCUUCACAAGCCAGCUGUUGUUAGGCACUAAUGAGCUUAAAAUUGUUCUCAAUUGGAAAAACACCACACUCUUCCACCAAAACCAAAGUAACUUACAAGACUGUGUCCUUCUGUAAUUUUUUGAGAUGUGGUUAUAAAGGGCAUAUUUAUAUAAUUCUACUCAAUUCCUCAAUUUCUUUGAUGAAUGUAACCCAAUUUUAUUACUUUUUAAAAGUCUCCAUUCAAACAGGGAUUUGCCAGCUCAGCAUAACCAACUAGACAGUGGUUUGUUAAAUUUAGAGCAUCCUUUGUUCCCGUUCUAAUUAAAAUCAUGCAUUCUCAAAACUGAGAGAGAUGAUGAUUAGAAUACUCUCUCAGUCCACUUGGCUUUGCCUAGUGUAGCGGCCAUUUUAUCUUCAGAAAAACAGUGGUUCCACAUCACCACCCCUUGCCCUCUGAAGAAUAGCAACUUAUUUGUUUCUUUAUAUAAUUAUCAUUUUAUUAUUUUAUGGAAAAAUUAAUUUAUUAAUAGCCUGUUCUUAUGUGUUCUUACUUGCUUCUCUGGGUAAGUGAUAUUAAUUCUGAGGGAAAAUGUUGAAUAAAACCAUGGGUUAUAGAGAAACGUCA